AUGGAGAGCACGACCAGCAUCCCUCUCGACAAGGGGUUGGUCGACAAAGCGAUCCGAGAGGGUGACCUCGAGUUCAUCAAGAUUGCACACGCCAACAAUCACAUCGUCGACGCCGAGCUGUGCAAUACCGCUCUUCACUUUAGCCAGUACGCCAUGUUCAAGUGGUUAUUCAAGAACGUGCCGCACUCCAAGGACGACGCCAUCCGCUUCAUGAGGCGAUGCCUCAAGCCGAGCGUGCAAGCGUGGAUCGGGCGCAGGAUUGAUCCGGGCUGGUUCAACGAGCUCGAGAACCGGCGCGCCGCCAUCACCGAGGCCAAAAAACGCAAACGCGAGACCUACAGUAUCGUGCGCGAGCCCAUCCCGAUCAAGAAGGUCAAGAGCGACGCCGAGUGCCACGAUGCCGGCGCCCGCGCGCUGCUCUUCUUUGACACGAUCGUCAACGAUUUCGGCGACUGUGUUCACUUUCUCGUCGGAAAGUAUGCACUCGAACUCCAACUGAUGCGCGAUCUGCUCAGCGGCAGGACGACCCUCGGACUCGACGACAGCACCGCCGAAUCAAUCCGACGCGAGAUCAAGAGCAUCGUCAACGCGCGACUCGUUGUGUAUCAACAUCGUCCUUUAGGCGGCAAGUGGAGGAUCUUAGGGUUCAAGAGCAUCAAGCCAUCGGACAAGACCCGAGCCACCAUCAAGUGCAACUUUGAGGUCCUGGUCGACACCGCCGCGGGCCAUGAGAUUGAGGGGUGGGGCGAAUCCGCUGAAAUCAUCAGCAAGCACUACGAUCACGACGCCAAGGCGUGGUUGUCCGGCGUGUUGUUCUACAGGCACGAAUAA
Acanthamoeba castellanii str. Neff is the source of this 831-nucleotide messenger RNA. RefSeq lists its product as uncharacterized. NCBI's taxonomy places the organism in Eukaryota, Discosea, Longamoebia, Acanthamoebidae. The coding region runs from base 1 to 831 and encodes 276 amino acids. The record is from RefSeq and is a predicted model, not a curated record. The transcript is spliced from 2 exons.